AUGGUUGCAAUUCGAGGCCUGACUGCAGUAGCAGUCUUUGCAGGAACUCUUGGCAAUGCCAUGGCCUACGACAAAGGCUUUCUCAAUCUUCUCAAUGUUCGACAGGCACAACCUUCCGUAAUCACUGUUACUGAGACUGUUACCUUCUGCGGCAGCAGCACUUCUGUCGUCCCACCACCACCGCCACCAGCAACUGUCACCUCUACCGCCUCUGUCCCGACCACUGAAACAUCCACGACUUCGGUGAUCACUACCUCUGAGACCACUUCCACUGUCGUCUCAACCCCGACUCCUCCAGUCUCAGAGACCACCCCACCGGUGGUUCCAUCAUCCUCGACCACGCCUCCUCCUGAGACUCCCGCAACUACAAUUCCGUCGUCGGCUCCUCCAGCUACGACCGGUGCUACCACUCCUGUCGAAUCAUCGCCAACCGUCGGCACUUCGACAAUCACACCGUCAACCACUGCUACAACCACGCAGUCUACCUCGAGCAGCGCUUCUUUCACACCACCUGCACCAAACAACGGAGUAGGUGUUUUGAACGCAAAGUCUGGUCUCAUGGUCGCCAUUGCAGCUCUGGCCGCAUUCUACUAG
Messenger RNA from Lithohypha guttulata, 594 nucleotides. RefSeq lists its product as uncharacterized. The record is from RefSeq and is a predicted model, not a curated record. The coding region runs from base 1 to 594 and encodes 197 amino acids. NCBI's taxonomy places the organism in Eukaryota, Fungi, Ascomycota, Eurotiomycetes, Chaetothyriales, Trichomeriaceae. The transcript is spliced from 3 exons.